CUUUCUUUGCCGCUCUCUCUCUCUCUCUCUCUCCGGCGAUUCAAGGUGCUCUCUCUCUCUCUCUCUCUAUCUAUCUACGCCGUGACGAUUUCUUCGACGAUUGGCUACGCUAUGUUUGGACACUCGUGAUGAUUUUUGCUCCGACUGAAGAAUGAAUUGAAUCCAGAAUUGGAUUCGAUCGCAUCGUCAUUGCGGUAGGGGCGAGCUGUGGUGCGGUUUGUUGCCUCGAGCUGGUUUUUUAGAUAGCAUAAUGGAUAACAAAGAUGUAGAAAUGGAAGACGCCGAAAAGCAUGAUUCAGAGAAUGACAUCAAAGAAAAUGAUGACAAAGUGAGCGACUUUGAGAUUGAAUUGAAAAAGGAUGAGCCUCCAUAUGCAGUUACUGUUGCAGAGGAUGCAAAUCAAAACGGAAAUGGUGAUGACAGCUCGAAUAAACUGAGUAGCUUGACUGAAAUGGAAAGUCAAACUAACUGUGUAGAUGAGACUAAUGAGCCAGUGUCGGUUGAGGGUGUUGAACAAACAGGUGAAAAAAUUCAUGCUGAAAGAAAAAAUGAAGGGGGAAUCAGCAUUGGUGCUGAUGCGGAAGUGCAAGCUGCUUCUGAAAGUAUAGUGGAUGAUAUAACCUGUCUCAAGAAUGGAGUGGUUAAGGAAAGUGAUGCUAAUGAUGGGUUGAAAGAGGAAGAUCCAGUCGGGAAUGAUGAUGAAAGUGAAAUACCUGUGAACAAUGUGGAGGGAAAUUCCAGUUGCAAUGUUGCAGUGGAAAAGCCUAUAGAGAGUAUGGAGACUGAAGAUUGUGUUAAAAAUGUUUCCCAAAUAGAAACAGCAGCGGAAAAUGUUGCAAAAAGUGAAAUGGCAGAUGAAAAUGUGAAUAGUGGGGGUGAGUCUAGUGGAAAUAAUGGAUUUCAAUCUGGAUUAUCUUCAAACGAGGCUCCUCAAGACCAAAGUGUUCCAUCAGUCGGGGUUCCACAGAGUGGGGACAAAGAGGAAGAAUAUGCAGCUAAUGCAAAUGAGGAUAAAGUAGUUAAUGAUGAACUAAAACAACAUGGUAAUGAAGUAGUUCUUGCUGGCCCUGUAACUGAUGAGAAUACCAAGAGUGUGGAAACUGUAACUAGACACGAAGGGAAUGAUUCGUCUAUACCGAAUAUGCAUGAAGUUGCUACACCUAGUUCCAUUGACAGAUAUAUGCCGACGAAUAUGGGGAGCCAUAGCAGAGAAGCAGACAAGACCUUUUGUAGCCAAGCCACACUGAUGCCGGAGUGUGACGAUGGAACGCCAGAGGACCAAGCAGCAUUCAUAAGGGAACUUGAAAGUUUUUAUCAUGAGAGAGCAACAGACUUUAAAACACCUAAAUUUUAUGGCCAACCAUUAAAUUGCCUAAAGUUAUGGAGAGCUGUGAUUAGAUUGGGGGGUUACGACAGGGUAACUGGAUCCAAGUUGUGGCGACAGGUGGGAGAGUCAUUUCAUCCACCAAAGACUUGUACAACAGUUUCAUGGACAUUCCGCAUUUUCUAUGAGAAGUCUCUUUUAGAAUAUGAAAGGCAUAAGAGACUAAGUGGUGAUCUUCAACUCCCAGUAGCAAUGCUCCCUGAAGCUUCCGGUGUUAUUACUGAGAGUAAUGACUAUCAAGGAUCAGGACCAGGAAGGGCUAGAAGAGAUGCUGCUGCUCGUGCCAUGCAAGGUUGGCAUGUCCAGCGCCUUUCUGAUUAUGGAGACGUUGGUGAGCCUGUUAUAAAGGACAAGAACAUCAACAGUAUGGUGAAGCGUGAGAAAAACACCAAAAGCAUUGCUUCUCUCAAGCAAAAGAGACCAAAUGAGGGGGAGCUUCCGGUCAAGGCUAUUCGUACUGAAACAUCAAAGCAGCUUGUGACAUCAGUAGUUGAUGUGGGUCCUCCGGCAGAUUGGGUGAAGAUCAACAUACGGCAAGCGAGGGAUUGUUUUGAAGUUUAUGCACUGGUCCCAGGGCUUCUUCGCGAAGAGGUGCGCGUCCAGUCAGAUCCUGCCGGAAGAUUGGUCAUAACAGGUCAGCCCGAACAAGCCGAUAACCCCUGGGGCAUCACAACAUUCAAGAAGGUGGUCAACCUACCAGCCAGGAUCAACCCACUUCAGACGUCAGCUGUCGUUAGCCUUCACGGACGCCUCUUCGUCCGGGUUCCUUUCGAGUCAAAUAACUAAACAAACCUACCGAUAUCGCCUGCAAAAGUUGGGUCUGUGAAUGUGUAGCUUUUGACCAUAACAUGUGCAUGAUUUUGUUUGCAGUUUAGAUUAUUCACAGUUGAGUUCAAAGUUGGUAGUGUGAAACAUCAUUAACUUAUUAAUUCUACAGUGUAAGAUUUAAGAAGGAUUCUCAUUCUUUUCCUAA
This is a messenger RNA of Salvia hispanica, 2357 nucleotides long. Its product is annotated as AT-rich interactive domain-containing protein 6-like. Gene Ontology annotation, biological process: regulation of transcription by RNA polymerase II. NCBI's taxonomy places the organism in Eukaryota, Viridiplantae, Streptophyta, Magnoliopsida, Lamiales, Lamiaceae. Gene Ontology annotation, molecular function: DNA binding. The record is from RefSeq and is a predicted model, not a curated record. Gene Ontology annotation, cellular component: nucleus.